Drosophila sulfurigaster albostrigata is the source of this 3086-nucleotide messenger RNA. It is a transcript of the gene Brca2, whose product is annotated as breast cancer type 2 susceptibility protein homolog. The record is from RefSeq and is a predicted model, not a curated record. NCBI's taxonomy places the organism in Eukaryota, Metazoa, Arthropoda, Insecta, Diptera, Drosophilidae. Gene Ontology annotation, biological process: double-strand break repair via homologous recombination; regulation of DNA-templated transcription. The coding region runs from base 193 to 3084 and encodes 963 amino acids. The transcript has 3 exons.
AGGCGCAGUGUUAUCGUUAGCUGUCGAUGGUAAACAAAGCGGCAAUAGUUGGUCGAGAGAUGGCAUAAUUAUAUUUAGGCACAAUUAAAUUACCAAAUCAAGUCCCGCUCCAGUAAGUGCUCUUAGGUCCAUACGCACCAGACACUGGCAGCGUAAAGUUAAACGACAACAAGUACUCCAUGUGAGCCUCACAUGGAAAGGCUAUUUGAAGCGGAUCGCUUGGAUUGCCAGCGUGCGCUGCAAGAACCGCAGCGAGCGCGUGUUAUUCCAGCCUCGGAAAACUUUAUGUCGCUGCAAUGGCUACUGGAGAGUCAACAACUGCCGAUGGAUAACAAUGCAACAGCUGCAGAGCAACCUUGGAAUUCUGGUAUUGCGGAUACAUUACAGGAUUUUUGUUUAGAAUCGGAGAAGGAAGCUGGGCAAAGCUCUAAACAAGUAGAGCAGAUAUCAAAGUGUUCCCCUACUAAUAUUGUGGAGCAGAUUCUACGGGAUUUCUGCUCCUCGCCUAGUUAUUUAGAUGAUGCUUCCCCCAAAUAUAAUACGCAUCCCGAUUUUCGUUUCUACAACAAACAAAUUCGCACUUAUAGUCGACCAAGUAAAAAACAAGUAAAUGUAGUCCUAGACGAUGACGAAGAACGCCUGAGUUGCUCUUCGGGAUUGUCAAUGCAAGAAGAUUUCAUCACACAGAUGCCAACGACAAAACAUUGUGAUUUCGAUGCAAAUAGCUCGCAGUUGAUAUGUGAAAACCUCCUGAAUUUAAGUGCAUUUUUCACACAAAACCAAGUACAAAGUUGUAGUAGCAUUGAUCUGCCUAAGGAUGAAGGACAAGCGGCAGCAAUGAUCAUGGAAGAGCCUCAAGAUGCUGAGGAUAUACUUAAAGACAAUGGCUAUUGCAUUGGCAACACGGAGGAGUGCAGAUUGCUGGAUGACAACGAUGCUGUUAGAGUAGAAGCAACUGUAGAAUGUAGUCUAUUUGAUGGCAGCGCACGCUUGGAAACGACUCGCAAAGUUACCAAUUUGUUGCCAAAUGUUAAUGGAGUCAAUCAAGAAGAUGCGAAAGAAACCUGUAAUAACGAAUUCCUAGAUGACAUUCCGUUCAGCGAAUGGCAACCAAUCGAAUUGCCAAAUACAUCAGUCGAGUUGCCCAAACCUGCUGCUAAACAUAUGGAUUUUAACGUCUGUGAUCAGUUAGAGGAGAUUCCUAUCAGCGAAUGGCAACCUAUGUUUAUACCAGAGACUGCCUCCCAAAAGCCAAACGAAGCUUCAGAGGAGCAACUAAAUUCUAGUCAAGAAUUUAAAGUGACUCCUGGUGUGAUUGAAUUUCGCACUGCAUCCAAUAAAACUGUUGAAUUGACGGAGGAAAUGCGCAAAAAAGCUGCGAUGCUAAUGGCUGACUUAAAGUGUCCAGAAGAAACAGAACAUCCUAACAAUCAAGCGGAGACGUUUCCAGCAUUUAAAACCGCAUCUAAUAAAACUCUUAAAAUGACUGCAGAGAUGGAGAAAAGAGCAGCAAUGUUAAUGGCAGACUUGAGUGCGUUGCAAGACGAACCAAAGGUUGAGAAUCAGCUAGAGACCAUGUCAGGAUUUCGCACGGCGUCCAACAAAAUGCUAAAGUUAACUGAAGAGAUGCAAAAAAAAGCAUCAAUGUUGAUGGCAGAUAUAAAUUGUAAUAAUUCACAAAUCCCAACCGCAUCAAAUACUAACAACAAAAGAAGAUUGGGAGCAAUGGAUACGAAAAUUGAGAACAUUAAAAAGGAAACCCUCGAUAAGAUACCCUUAAGUCAAUGGCAACCUAUGGAAUUGAAUUUAGUACAGAAAAUUGAAAUUGCACAGCAAACUAAUGAUGUCAGCAGUCAGCUAGACAUGAUUCCGUUGAGUGAAUGGCAACAUGUAGACCUUGCAGAUUCUGUUGAAUUUCGCACAGCCUCCAACAAGUUAAUCGAAGUGUCAGACGAGCAUCAACAAAAGGCCUCCACAUUAAUGGCUACUGUGGCGACGGAGCUAAGUGAAAUCUGUGAUAGAAAUGCGCCUGCUGUGCAAGUGCAUCUUGAGCAAGUGCAGUUUCGAACGGCAUCCAAUAAGGCACUGGAGGUAACAGAAGAGAUGCGACAGAGAGCGGCAAUGCUUAUGGCUGAUUUGGAAGCAAUUCAAAAUACAAACAAUCUAUUAGAUGAAAUGCAGUCGAAAGAAUUCGAAUCGAACCAUAUCUUAGAAGAUGCUGAAUAUGGUUCUGCUUCAAGGAAUACAAUCAAAAUGUCGACCGAGAUUGAGGAAGCAACAAAGAUUCUUUCGGCUGACAUUGAAGUGGUGAAUUCUGCGAUGCCAAUCGGAAGUGGCAAUAGAAAAAGUAAUAGGAGAAAAUGUAUACCAAUUAUUAAAGAUGACAUGGAAGAGAAUUCUACAACUUUAAAGGAAGAAAGCAAUAGAAAACAGGAAAAUGUUUCCCGCAUAAGUAAAGAUAGCAGCAACAUAAAUACUUUAACGCCGAGUGAACAUGAUAACAAAAGAAAUGGAGAUACUGUAAAUAGAUUAAAUACAAGGGAUCCUUUUGAAGAUGGUCAUAGAAACACAGACUCUAGGCAGGAUUUUCUAUGCUUAGCAACGCCGCAUCCAAGCAAGCUGGCUGACAACGGCAACUUGGCGUUUGAGACGCCGAAAUGUACGCCGGAGUCGCAAGUAUCCCUGACACAUCUUACAGAGCUCUCGCCUUUGGACACGGCCACAAAAAGUUCCAUAAUAACCCGUCGCAAUCUCUUGUCACUAAACAAGCGACGAAAACUAAGAAAGGAUGUUGAAAAUAUGGAUGCAACACAAACGCCAGCAAGACAACGCUUCAAUCCCAUGAAAACAGCGACUAGCACUCCAAUGCCAAGUCGCCAGGAGCACAGUCAACAGCCCUUAGAGGAUGUACAAUGCUCAAUUCAAAAGGAGCGCAGAUUUUCCCAGGACUCGCCACGUGUGCAAAGGGAGCGUGUGGGCAAGCGACGAAGUGAGGAAGCUCUAUCGCCCAUUUAUGCUCCUACGAAUAAGUCCCGACGUCUUGGUUUAAGCCGCAUUCGCAAUAAAUCCUCAAAUAAUAUUUGAAA